Anguilla rostrata (American eel) is the source of this 2243-nucleotide messenger RNA. RefSeq names its product MAGUK p55 scaffold protein 4b (gene mpp4b). Lineage: Eukaryota; Metazoa; Chordata; Actinopteri; Anguilliformes; Anguillidae. Gene Ontology annotation, cellular component: plasma membrane; adherens junction. Gene Ontology annotation, molecular function: protein binding. The record is from RefSeq and is a predicted model, not a curated record. The transcript is spliced from 21 exons.
AAAACCACGUAUGUGUGCUGUGACCGGUGCUGUGCAGAGAGAACCGUGCUGUAAGGAGCUGGCGAUAUUUUCACGGCCAGGUUUGCCUUAAAUGAAACGGUAGAAACCGGAUUACCGGAUUUUUUGGGUGCUUGAACACAAGGGGUGGGGGUUGAAGGAGCCAUCUUGAGGAGAAGUGGCAGUUGAGCAGAUCUUACGGAAUACCGGGCCUCCUCCCACCGGGAGGCGGAUAUUUAUGGGAGUUAGUCCUCCGUGACCUGGAUCUCGGCGACUUUCCAACAUGAGGCCGUCCUCUGAAGCUGGUCCUGAAGCACCUCCGGGUCUCUGCGAGAACGGCCUGGUCCACAUCCUGGCCAACGUGGUGGAGGAGGUGAGGGUCUCGGUCCGUCGCGACAUCAACGGGGCCGACCUGCUCUACAGCCUGCUCAACGCGCCCUGGCUGCAGUCUCUGCUCAAGGUGUAUGAGUGUCUGCAGCAGUACAUCAGAGACAGCCCCAGGCCCUUCCUGCCUUUCGCCUCUGGAAUCUCACAGGAGGUGAUGGCCGAACUACGCGCUGUCCCGUCCCCUUCCCCCGCCGCCCGGGAACUCUACGCACUGCUGAGGGAUUCCCACUUACAGGCUCUCCUGUCAGCCCAUGAUACCGUGGCCCAGAAGGACUACGACCCGAUGCUGCCACCCCUCCCCGACAACCUGCCUGACAACGAGGAGGCCAUGAGGAUCGUGUGCCUGGUCAAGAACAAGCAACCGCUGGGAGCGACGAUAAGAAGAAACGAUGUGACUGGCGAGAUCUUCAUAGCGAGGGUGAUACACGGAGGACUGGCGGAUCGCAGCGGGUUGCUGUAUGCAGGGGACAGGCUGGUAGAGGUGAACGGUCUCUCUGUGGAGGGGCUGGAGCCAGAACAGAUCAUACAGAUCCUGGCCCGCUCCCACGGGACCAUCAUGUUUAAAGUGGUUCCCAUCUCAGACCGGCCAAUCAACAGCCAGACCACGCUGUACGUGAGGGCGAUGGCUGACUACUGCCCCCAGCAGGACCCCGCCAUCCCCUGCGCCGAGGCGGGGAUGAGCUUCCGCAAGGGCGACGUGCUGGAGGUGGUGGACCAGACCGACGCCCUCUGGUGGCAGGCCAGGAAACUGCCCAGCACGUCCGGCUGCGCCGGGCUCAUUCCCUCCACCAGUCUCCUGAAGAGGAAACAGAGGGAGUUUUGGUGGUCACAACCUUCCCAAUCUCAUACCUGCAUCAACAUCUUGAGCACUGUGGAUGAAGAAGAAGAUAUGAUGGCCAUUGAUGAAAAGUGUGUUGAAACAGAUGAAGAAACUUUUGAAUCUGAGGAGCUCAGAGAAGAAGAGGAUGAGUUCAGCAGCAACGUCGAGGGCAUCUAUCUCGCGGGAUUUCGACGCAGUCUGAGACUGUGUCGGAGGAGGUCCCACACCAGCGUACACCAGCAGCCCUGCUACUCCCACUGCCCCAGGACCUGCUACAGCGCCCUGGCCAGUCCCUACGAGGAGGUGGUGCGUUACCAGCGCCACCCGGAGGACACAUACCGCCUCAUCGCCCUCGUGGGUGAGACUGGAGGCCCGGCCGCUGGGCCAUUACUGUAGCUAGUUUUUUUUCUUCCCGCUCUUCAUUCAUUUCCAGACACGACACGGACACAGAAAAGCUACGAGGAGUCUGGGAGAGAGUAUCACUUCAUUAACAAAGAGCUGUUCGAGAAUAUGGUGUACAACCACAGGUUUGUGGAGUACGGCGAGCACAGGGGCAGCAUGUACGGCACCAGCAUCGACGCCGUCAAGGAGGUCCUGGACGCCGGGAAGAUCUGCGUGAUCGACGUCGAGCCGCACGCCAUUCAGUCAGUGAGGACGCAGAAGCUCAAGGCCUACGUCGUCUUCGUGAAGCCGCCCAGCGCCGCUCACAUGAGGCAGACCAGGAGGAGCGCUCAGCUCAUCACCGAGUACUACGUCAACCGGGCCUUCAAAGAGGAAGACUUCCAGGAGAUGGAGGACGCGGCGAGGAAGAUGGAGCACCAGUACUGCCAGUUCUUCGAUCACGUGAUGGUGAACGACGGGCUGCAGGACGCGUGCGUGCAGCUGCUCACCGCCAUUCGCCGGGCGCAGGACCAACCCCAGUGGGUCCCCGCCUGCUGGCUCCGCCCCUCUGACACGCCCUGAUUCAGAGAAAGAGAGGGAGAGAGAGAGAGUGAGAGAGGAGAGGAGAGAGAGCGAGAGAGAGGAGAGGAGAGAGAGA